Messenger RNA from Brassicogethes aeneus, 739 nucleotides. The record is from the annotation of a GenBank genome assembly. NCBI's taxonomy places the organism in Eukaryota, Metazoa, Arthropoda, Insecta, Coleoptera, Nitidulidae.
UUGAAAGCUGAGUUAACCUAAAAAUCGUUGCUAGGAUGAAAAUAAACAAUGUUAUAGAAAAGAUAAUUAAUUGCGUUUGAGUGAGUGUAGUUAGUAUAAAAUAAUUAAAAACAAUGAUUACGUUGUCGCAGAGGUUAAAAAGGAAAUCGCAAAACGAUGAACCCACCAGCUCAAACAGGGCCUCAAUUAGAGAUAGACUUUUAGUAAAAGAGGCACAGGAAAUGUCUCAGUUAUUACCGUCGUGCUGUUCUGUUAACUACGACAAUGAAAACGAUCUUAGUGUGUUUACCUUAAUAGUCAAACCUACAGAAGGAUAUUGGGAAGGUGGAAUUUUCAAGUUUGAAAUUAACGUAACUGAUGAAUAUAACAUGGUUCCACCUGUAGUUAAAUGCCUGACGAAAUUAUGGCACCCAAACAUAACUGAAGCAGGAGAGGUUUGUUUGAGUUUAUUAAGACGUCACAGUGUGGAUGGUAUGGGUUGGUCUCCUAUUAGGCGCCUUAACGAUGUGGUUUGGGGUCUUCAUGCACUUUUUACUGAUUUAUUAAAUUUCGAUGAUCCUCUCAAUGUUGAAGCUGCAGAAAUGUAUAGACAUUCAAAAGAGGAAUUUAAAAUAAAAGUUAUGGAAUAUGUAGCACAUUUUGCUCAAGAAUGAUCUUUUUAAUAUUCUCUAAGUGUAUAGGUAUUAAUUUUAUGUAUUUUAAAGUAAAUUAUUGUAUAAAAUAUUUGUAUAUUCUAAUU